UUCAGGCUAAAAGAUCUUGAAGCUUCAAUUCGUUCACAAGUGGCUGCUGAAGAGAGAGCUCAUAAAAUUGUCGAGAAACUUGUUCUUCAGGAUGAAAUCUCAGAGGAAUUUCUUCUACAGUCAGUGAGUUUCAAAAUGUGAUGUUUUAAAUUAACUCUUCCCCUUUCAGAAUAAUUUUUGAAUUUAACAAUAAAUUAACAGAAUUCUGAAAGUUGGACCUUUCACCACUCCCCCUCCCAACUUAUCAGGCAUCUGUGUUCAACAUGUUAAAAAUAUCUAAAAACAAGCAACACUAGCUUUAUUUUCUUUCCUCAUUAGAAACACUGAUUUGGCUGAGUAAUUCACAAUGCAAAAUGUUUAUCAUUAUGACUUAAUAAACUGGGCAACAGGUGAUUUUGUUAGAAGAAAAAGGAAAGAAUAAACUGUUUUUUUGUCUUAUUUUGUUAUUUUGUACCUGCCAACUCUCAUGCAUUAUGCUUGAGUCUUAUGCCUGCAGACCUGAACAAAUCGAUCUCACACAUCAAGGACAAUUUCUCAUGCCUCACUCACAAAUCCAGAUGAAUUUUUCUUUGGAGAUGGGUGUGGCUGAGUGGUUAACACCCCAAACUCCGGAUCUGGAGAUCCAGGGUUCAAGUCUCGCCCGUCGCGUUGUUUCCUCAGGCAAAGAACUUUACUCCACUUUGUCUCUCUUCACCCAUGUGUAUAAAGGGGUACCAGCGACAUACUACUGGGGGGUAACCCUACAAUGGACUAGCAUCCCAUCCAGGGGGGAGUAGCAAUUCCCCUUGUCAUGCUUCAUGCUAAGUAAACCAGGAUAAGCUUUGGCUGUUUGGGCCUUUGGCUCAUGGGCACUUUUUUUACCUGUAAUAAUGAAAGUUCAAUUCACUUCCACGAAAAUGUUCAAAAAAGGCAUUGAAUGAUGACUUUGUGUCCUUACGAAAUUAAAACAUGCUAAAAUUGUUGUCUUUUAAAUAGCUUCAGAAGUGCUCAAAUUUCAUCAGAACAUCUUUGGACAUUUUCGGCAAUGUUCAGCGAUCUUGUCGGAAAUCUUCAGAAGUUGCUGGGACGUUUUCGGAAUCCCGGUCAUGACAAGGCUAAAAACUCACGCAUUUGACUCAGAAAAAGUUGGCAGGAGCAAUGUAUCAUUAUAAAUGUGUGUUAUGUACAUGUAUGUAAAUCUUAUUAAACUUGUUUUCACUGUUUUUGCAGGCUGUAAUUCUCAGGCCAGUUUUCUCCAGAUAUAAUUGCAGCACUGACAGUGCCUCAAAGUAAAUAACCUAAGGUAUUGACUUAAGUUGGAUCCUUGUUGUAGGGCAACUUUAUCACUACCAGCCAUUAUGCAGAUGUGGUCGAAGAAAGAAUGAUAGCCCAAAGAUGUGGUUACCCCUUAUGCAAGAAUCGUCUGAGUAAGGUGAAUGCUGGUACACCCAGGGCUUUCAGUAAGAUUUGA
This is a messenger RNA of Porites lobata, 1450 nucleotides long. The record is from the annotation of a GenBank genome assembly. Lineage: Eukaryota; Metazoa; Cnidaria; Anthozoa; Scleractinia; Poritidae.